UCCCGGAAGAAGGAAGAAAAUUGGCUCUACUUGAGAAAUCUGUUGACAGCAGUUCUUUCAGUUCGCGUAUUAACAAUUUUUUAUACAAUCUACAACUCCAUAAACGUCACGGGGGGAGGCGUGGAGAACUAGCCAACCUUAGAGCACCUUACCCCGGCUGUGGUUGUCCCAGUGGAGGCGUGUGUCAUUUUUUCCUGUUUCUUGUGAGCUCUACAGGUAUGGAACAUGGCAGCUACUGAACACCAGCUCAUGAUAAGCGUCGGGCUCAUUGAGAAAGAUGUGAAUGGGGACACUCUGUGGGUUUGGUGUUACCCAUUUGUGGACUCUGAGCUGAGGCAGGUGCUGCUGUCUAAAUGCUGUCUGUCCCAAAACACUAAGGACUUCCACACUUUUGUUUUUGGCCAAUUCAAACGCACAUGGUACUACAUCAGCACAGUUGAGGUACAGGAGCCGACUGCGCUCAAAAAGGUUACACAUUUUUCCAUCGUAGUUACAGCAAAAGAUUUUAAUCCAGAGAAGUAUGCAGCUCUCAGUAGGAUACUAUGCAGGACAUAUGUAAAAUACGGCAGCCCAGUGAAAAUGUUGGAGGCAUACAUCACCGUCUUCACCAAAGGAGUCUGUCAGAGCGAUGAGAACGGCUCCUUUCUCAUUAAGGACUAUGACGUGCGGAAAGCAUAUUUAGCUGGUUCUGUUAAAGAUAUUGUAGCACAGUUUGGUAUGGAGACUAUUAUCCUGUACACAGCACUAAUGCUAAAAAAGAGAGUAGUUGUACAUCACCCUCGAAUUGAAGCACUGUUAGAGUUUACUAGAGUUCUUCCAGCAUUGGCCUGGCACAGAAAAGACUGGUCCAUUUUACAUCCAUAUGUGAAUCUGACAGACAUUGAAUUAGAAGAUUUAAAUAAAUGUUCAGGAUAUGUGGCAGGUUUUGUGGACCCAGAGGUGAGCAACAGAGGAGACCUAUUUGACGUCUACGUGAAUCUACCAGACAGCAUCAUCACAGUGUCGCCAAGUGCAAAAGAGUCUAUGUCUAUGGGAAAGUUGCACAAAGAGAUUGGUCUCCUUAUUCUCCAGUCAGCGGAGGAUGCAGAGAAGUCAGACAGUCAAGUUAUAAAGGACAUUUCAGUAAAGACUAAAGAGCUCGUUACAAACCUGGUGGCCCUGGCUGAGCAGUGUGAAGACUCCAAACUCACUUUAGAGAGUUUAAAACGGCACCAUUUUCCUCCAGCCACAGAAAACUUCCUGUUUCACCUGGCAGCGGCCGAACAACUUCUACGGAUAUGAACCUCCUGUGUAACAAUGAGACAUUUGUAACUAUUGUUGUUCUGCCUUUUUAUCACUGCAAACAAACUAGGAAAAUAUCUUUUUUUAUAUAUACAUAUAUAUAUAUUUGCAGCAAGUUUAUACUAAUAAGGUAGUGUUUUUAUUAAUACUAUUUCCUAAGAUGGUCCAUUACAAUUUAAAGAAUAUUUGAAAAGUGAUAAAGCAGAAAAGUAUUUAAAUCUAACUGCUGCACUUUUGAAGAUGGUCUAAGUCGGUGAUCUGGCUUUCACAUUUCUUUGUCAUUGUCAAACUAUAUCAUGCCAUAUUUUUCUGCUUGAAACACACUUUAACAGCCGCUAUGAUGGUGCUGAUGUCAGUGCAUAACUAUUGUAACAGAGGAAGAGUAGAUACCUUUGUGAAUCCUAAAAUGUUUUUGGUGCCAAACACUGGUGGCAUUUCCACUGUGAAAUAAAAUUACAUGUUCAAAGUGAAAUUUGUGGCGAGCAGUUACAGGCAGUGACAUUGCACAAUACGUGGCUUUAUCAUUUUGCAACAUUUGUAUUUUACUAAUGACUUAACUCCACUUUCUCAAGUACGGUGAUGGUGGUAAACUUGACUAUUGUGUUUUUUUCUUUCUAAAAAAAUACACACUUUAUCAUUACAAUUCAAUGCAAAAUACAUCAAAUAUUUUUCCCCACAUUAUUAAAUUUAUUGAAAUGCUUCUGUUCUAAAUUCCACAUGGACUGAUGUAUUUUCUUUGCUGCCACAAUGAUAAAUGUUGCCUCCUCACUAUUCCAGAUUAGGGUGCAAUACUGAAACGUUGAAAUGCUGAAAUAGCUAAAUGUAUUUUCAUAAAUUCAUUUGAUAUUCGUAUUAAUAAAUAUA
Molecule: messenger RNA, 2145 nt
Organism: Periophthalmus magnuspinnatus
Lineage: Eukaryota; Metazoa; Chordata; Actinopteri; Gobiiformes; Gobiidae
Gene: dennd10
Product: DENN domain containing 10
Exons: 9
Coding region: 226-1281 (351 amino acids)
Biological process (GO): regulation of early endosome to late endosome transport; protein transport
Cellular component (GO): late endosome
Molecular function (GO): guanyl-nucleotide exchange factor activity; small GTPase binding
Source: RefSeq, a predicted model, not a curated record